Molecule: messenger RNA, 2913 nt
Organism: Strongyloides ratti
Lineage: Eukaryota; Metazoa; Nematoda; Chromadorea; Rhabditida; Strongyloididae
Product: Coronin
Exons: 3
Coding region: 1-2913 (970 amino acids)
Molecular function (GO): protein binding
Source: RefSeq, a predicted model, not a curated record
AUGUGGAAAUUUAAAGCUUCAAAAUAUAAGAACACAACUCCAAGAAUUCCAAAAAAAGAGGAUACCAUAACAGAUUUACCAAUUGGAAAUGUCUCAGCAACCAAUAAUGCAAUUCAAUCUUCUGAAAAAUAUUUAUCAUUUCUUAUUGAAGGUGAGGGUGGAAGACUUGCUGUUCUACCAUUAAAUGACCGUGGAAGGAGAAGUCGUAGUGAUUUAAAUGUUAUUUGUGGUCAUCAAGAUCAGAUAUGUGAUUUUACAUUUCUUCCAUAUCAUGAAGAAUUACUUGUUACAUGUAGUCGCGAUGAUGAUAUAAAAAUUUGGAAAUGUGAUAAUUUUGUAAAUAAUGGAGAUAAACAUAUUACUAAUCCUUUUAUGUCUUUUAAUUUUUCAAAAGGAAAAUAUUGUGAGGCAUUAGCAGGACAUCAUUCUGCAGAUAAUAUAUUAGGAAUUGCAUGUGACUCAUCAGGUUUAGUGGCUAAUCUUGAAACAGGUCAAAUUGUAGUUGAAUUUUCAAACAUAUUUGAAGAAAAAGCAAUGUCAUUAGGAUGGUCUGAAGAUGGAUCAUUAUUAGCAAUCUCUGGAAAUAAAGGUAAAAAUGUAGGAAUUUUUGAUCCUAGAGUAGGUUCUGAACCAAUUGUAUAUUUUAACAGCCAUGCUGGUUUUGGACGUGAAUCUCGUGUACUAUUUGCUGAUGGUAAAUUUAUUUCAUCAGGAUUUACUGGAAAAAGAGUUCAGGAACUUCUUGUUUAUGAUAACAGAAAUUGGAAUAAAUCUAUGAAAGAUGUAGGAUUUAAUACAUCAACAGGAAUUCUUAUUCCACUUUAUGAUAAAGAUACCAAAUUAUUAGUUUUGGCAGGAAAAGGAUCCGGCAAAUUAAUCUUAACUGAAAUUUUAAAUAGAGAUCCUUAUGUUUCUGCUGUAACAGAACAAUCAUUGGCAGAUCAAACUGUUGGGGCAUGUUUAAUUAACAAAAAAUCAUGUAAAAUAAUGGAUGGUGAGGUCCAACGUUUUCAUCAAUUAACAAAAACUUCCAUACAACCAAUAUCAUUAAUUGUCCCUAGACGUUCUUAUCGAGAAUUUCAUGCUGAUUUAUAUCCUGAUACUUUUGGAAAUAUUCCAGGUAGUACUGCCGAAGAAUGGAUAAAGGGUUCUAAUAAUUUACCAAAAUUAAUUUCUCUUUCACCGGAAAAUGUUUAUCAUUCUCAUUCUUCUAAUACAAUAUCAUCAAUUAACGUGGUGGAAGACAAACCUUCUACUGUUUUGAAUAAUAAAAUAACUUCAGUUGAAAAAGUAGUUACUCAAGAUAGUAUACUUGAAGAAAUAUCAACUAAGCCUGUUUGUGAAGAAAAAAUAACAAUAAGCGUUGAAAAAGAUGCGCAAACUUCCACUUCAAAUCAACACUCUGAUUGUAGUACUGCUUCUUUACCUGAUACGCAGUCAAAUUUAAGUGUGUCACCUGUUUCUGAGAAAGAAAAUAUUGAUCACGAGAAUGAUGAAAAACAGAAAGAGUGUAAUAAAGAUUCACCCGUUAAGAUGAGAUUAAGAAAUGUUGAGUUAUUAAAAAAAGAACGACCUGUAAGUUUAGCAAUUGGUUCAGGGGAAGGAAUUGCUACAAGAAGGAGGAUAAUUAGAAAUAGACCAAAAUCAUGUGUUGUUGGAACACUACAAUCAAAAUAUAGACAUUGUGAAACUUUAAAUGGUCCAAAGAUUGGUAUUUUUUCAAAUUUAAGAAAUGUUAACACUCGUUUACCAAUUGAUUCCAAUGGUAUGUGUGUUAGCGAACGAUUUGCUGCUAUUCCAUUAUCUGGAACAUCUGGAUUAAUUGCAAUAUUUAGUUUAAAAUACCCAAAUAAAAUUCCGGAUGGCGUUCUAGAUGGUUUACAAAAUCGUUCUUUGGUUACUGAUAUUGCAUGGAAUCCAUUUAAUCCAAGGCAACUAGCUUGUGGUUUAGAUAUUGGAAUUGUUCAUAUUUGGGAAAUUGAUGAAACUAAAGUAAAUCUUAUUGGAGAAACAGAAUAUAAUAUACCAGAUGAUUCCAAGUUAAAGCUAUGUGAUCUCGAACCAAUUGCUGAAUUAAGAUAUAAUGCAAGUAAAAUCACACAGCUUCGUUACCACCCAACAGCAAAAGAUCUACUUACUGUGGCUUAUGGUGAUUGUUCUAUUUGCAUUUUUAAUAUUAAACUUAAUGAAAUUGUUUUUGAAAUUAAAAAUGCCCAUGAAUAUCAAAUUUUAUCAAUAUCAUGGAGUUAUGAUGGAACAAAACUUGCAACUCUUGGAAAAGAUAAAAUGUUAAAAAUAUUUCAACCUCAAUUAGAAGGAGAGGAUUGUUGUAUUGCUGAAAAAAAAGUACUAGAAUCAACGAGAAGUGCGCGUGUUUUAUUUGUUUGUGAUGACUCAAUGAUUUUAAUUGUCAGUUUCUCACGUACUUCCAAUAGACAGUGUACUCUUUUAGACUCUUUCACAUUAAAAGAUCUUCAUCAACAACAGAUUGAUACUAACACACAGCCAUUGAUUCCUCAUUACGACUAUGAUAGCUCUAUUUUAUUUUUAACUGGUAAGGGUGAUCAUGGUAUUCAAAUGUUUGAAUUAUCUCCAAGUAGUCCAUAUAUGCUUCCGUUGGCGCCAUUUACAGCAUUAACAGGUCACCAAACUAUUGCACUUCAUCAAAAAAAUGUCUGUGAUGUUAAAGCUGUUGAAUUUCAAAGAGGAUGGAGACUUACAGAGAAAGCACUUGAAAAAUUAUCUUUUAGAGUUCCGCGUGUGAAGAAAGAGUUGUUUCAAAGAGAUUUAUUUCCUGAUGCUUUAAUUACGUGGUCACCAUUAAUGGAUGGUGAACAAUGGAUUCGAAAUGAAACUGUUGAAACACGCAAAACUGUAAACUUAUGUCCUGAAGGAAUGCAUGAUAAUAUUUAG